AAAGGCGAUCGUCAGGACGCGCUCGGUGCCUCGCGCCCUCCCACUGGUCCCUCCUCCCUCCCCAUGCCCGCUCCGGGCGCCUCCCCCUGUUGAAAAGAGCCCGGGAAAUUCUCACGUCGUCGGCGCCGGACGCAGCUGGCGGCGGGAGUGGCGGCGGCAGCGUCGGGACAGGCGCGUGUGCGGGAGGGCGUUCGGCUGCGGGGCCGCUGCGCUUGACCUCCCACGGCCUGAGUUCGGGACGCGGGGACGCGGGAACGCGGCCUGAGGGAGCUGUAGCCAUCAUGACUGCCCAGGGCUGUAGCCCUCUGACCCCAUUGCUGGAAACGCUGGAGGAUCCCGCCGCCUCUGUGGGGGAGCAGGUGGAUGCCUACCUGACCUUGGCCAGUCGACUGACUGGAGAAGAAGGAAAAGAAUUCAUUGUAGAAAUCCAGAAACAGCUUCCUCGCCUUUACAAAACAUUUAAGACUCACAUUUCUAGUCAAAACUCAGAGUUGAAUAGUGCUACUCUACAAGCCAUGGGGUUUUGUUUAUAUAACCCCCAAAUUACUUCAGGAUUAACAGAAAAAGAAAUGCAAGAGUUACUUUCACAGUUGACUGAUAUUGCUACAAAGAGUACAGACAAAAACACACGUACUCGAGCACUUUGGGUAAUGUCUAAACAGACAUUUCCCAAUGAAACUGUUGGCAAAGUGGUACCCAGUAUAAUUACCAUGUUAGAAGUAGUAUUUAAUAAGGUGGAUGUGCAUUCUAUGGUGGUUGAUUAUGAAGCGCUAAAUGUUAUCAUACGACUAAUAGAGCAAGCCCCUAUUCAGAUGGAAGAAGAAGCAGUGAGGUGGGCAAAGCUGAUCAUACCUUUAGUGGUGCAUUCAGCACAAAAGGUACAUUUGCGGGGAGCAACUGCAUUAGAGAUGGGAAUGCCAUUGUUGCUCAAGAAACAGCAAGAAGUAGCAGCUGUUACUGAGCAGCUUAUGACAACUAAACUAAUUCCAGAACUACAAAAGCUAUUCAUGAGUAAAAAUGAGACAUAUGUGUUGAAAUUGUGGCCUUUGUUUGUUAAACUUCUUGGAAAGACUCUUCAUCGAAGUGGGAGUUUUAUCAACUCAUUGUUACAGCUAGAAGAACUUGGAUUUCGUAGUGGAGCACCUGUGAUAAAGAAGAUUGCCUUUAUUGCUUGGAAAAGUUUGAUAGAUAAUUUUGCAUUAAAUCCAGAUAUACUGUGCAGCACAAAGCGACUCAAAUUGCUAAUGCAGCCUUUGAGCUCUAUCCAUGUGAGAACAGAAGCUCUAGCACUGACAAAACUGGAAGUCUGGUGGUAUCUACUAAUGAGGCUUGGACCUCAUCUUCCUACAAAUUUUGAACAGGUUUGUGUACCAUUGAUUCAAAGCACAAUAAGCACAGACUGCCAUACUGUGUCCCAAGGAACUCCAUCCCGUGGAGCAGCUAAUGCAGGCUUAAACCCUGUUACUUCUAACCAGAAAGCAGGAUCGUUCCCAUUUGGAACUCCUGUUACACCCAGGAUGAAUUUGUCUCUUAAUACCAGUGGAAUGGCAGCCAUCCCAUCUAUUCAACUCUUGGGAAUUGAAAUGUUACUUCACUUCUUGCUGGGUCCAGAUGUUUUGGAAUUUGCUAAGAAAAACAAACUUGUGCUGAGUUUAGAGCCUCUUCAGCAUCCUUUGAUCAAUAGCCCUUCGUUCUUUUGCAAACAUGCAAAUAUUCUCAUAGCUGCAGUUCAAGACAGCUUUGUUGCUGUUGGAAAAGAUGCUUCAGAUGCUGUGAUUUAUGCCAUAUGGAAAGAUAUCAUUUGCUUUGUGAAAUCAGUUAUUGAAUCAGGUAACAAAAAAGAAAGACAGGGCUCAGAAGUAUUGACCCUUUUGCUACAGUCUUUGAAAAGCAUAGUGACAGCUGAUGCAUUUCCUGUAUCAAAAACAUUGGUCCUCAUAGAAAUUACAAUUAAAGGACUACCUCAGAAAGUAUUAGGUUCACCAGCAUAUCAAGUUGCUAACAUGGAUCUUCUUAAUGGAACUCCAGCUUUGUUCUUAAUUCAAUUAAUUUUUAGUAAUAACCUCUUGGAAUGUGGUGUGGCUGAUGAAAGGUUCUUUCAAAACCUGGAAACGCUUGUAGGUUGUGUUCUUACUGGCCCAACUUCUCCACUAGCUUUCAGUGAUUCUGUUUUAAAUGUUAUUAAUCAAAAUGCAAAGCACCUUGAUAACAAAGAGCAUCUGUGGCGAAUGUGGAGCAUUCUAGUCAACCCAUUAACGGAACUGAUUAACCAGACCAAUGAAGUAAAUCAGGGAGAUGCAUUGGAGCACAAUUUCAGUGCUGUCUAUAGUGCAUUGAUGCUACCAAUAACCCAUGUUUUUCCAGCACAAGAGUUUCCAUUGCCCACUAUCAAAUCAUUACUUCGAACUUGGUCAGAACUGUAUCGAACAUUUGCCCGUUGUGCAGCUUUGGUAGCAACAGCAGAAGAAAACUUAUGCUGUGAUGAACUGUGUCUUAAGAUGAUGUCUGCCUUAGAUGACAACACUUUUGCAAACUUGUCUUUUUUGGAUAGGAUUGCCCAUGUUGCUACAGUAAUAGUUGAAUGCAUCGAUUUUUCACCAUACAGUACUAAACAUCAACCCCAAAUUAAAUUACCACAGACACCUACAGAUUGGUCCAAGAAAAAAAAAGAACCUUUAGGGAAGUUGACUUCUUUAUUUAAAGUUAUCCUGAAAAUGAUGGAUGCUUUCCAUGAUGUCAGCAUCAAGAAUCUUCAUUCUGAAACACUCCUUUCUGUUGGUAGUUCAAUUAUCAGCAUUAUUUCUACUAUUCUUGGCCAUGUGUCUUUGCCUUCAGUGAUACAGACAAUCUUUGCAACUUUAACAAAGCCUUUGGCAUUGUUAUAUGAAAAUUCGAAGCUUAGUGAUGUGCCUAAAGUGUAUAAUUGCCUCAACAACAAGUUAGAAAAGCUCUUAGGAGAGAUUCUUAGAUGUCUUCAGUUUCGCUACAAUGGCACUUAUAACAAUGAGCUUUUAGAACAACUCUCCCCAUUAUUGUGCAUAAUAUUUCUGCACAAAAAUAAACAGAUCCGCAAACAGAGUGUUCAGUUCUGGAAUGACACAUUUGCUAAAGAGACUCUGCUGGAGUAUCCUGAAGAACUAAAAACUGUAUUGAAACAAGCCAAACAGAAAUGUUUGCUUUUGUUACCUGGUUUUGAAGUUGAACCAAUAGAAGAAUCUGGUGGCCUCUAUUCGGAGGGAACAGAAAAUUCACAAUUAGACACAAAGAUAAGUGGUAUAGAAAUACAGUCUUGUGGAAAACAAGAUUUUUUAUCUUUACAUGCAAAGAAUCUGAAAGGAAAAGAUCUAAAAUCACCAGCUAAGAUGAAACUAGAAUUUUUGUCUCCUAAAUUAAAAAAAGAUGUCAUUUUGGAAGAUUGUUCAUCUGUUGAUUUUGUGUUUAUACCUCCCAGAGAAGAAACAAAGGAAAGAAUUCUAACUGAACAUCAGAAAGAAGUACUUAGAACAAAGAGAAGUGAUAUUCCUACUCUGUACAAUAAUCUGGAUGUAUCACAAGAUAGUUUUUCUUACCAUACUCAAGAAGAAACUCUGGAAAAUCCAAGUUUAACUGAAGAAUCAAAGGAAGAAUCAAAGAUUAUCAUGAAGGAAGGAGGAGAGAAUGCUAAUGCAAAGAACAACACUGAAGGUAGCAUGGUGGAUAGUAGUAUUGAGAAGCAUCCUGAAAAACCCUCUAUCCCAAAACAUAAGAUGCAAAGUUGCCAUGAUAAGAACAAUUUAUUAUUAAAUAUAAAAAAGCACAUUGAAAAAAAUUCUUCUAAAAUUGUUUCAAAGGAGCCUUCAGGAGAAAACACAUGCAUCAGUGAAAAUACCUUGAAUACCAGUAAUAGCUCAGUUUCUAGUGGACCUAUAAGCCGAAGACAGUCUUUUAUUACUUUGGAAAAAUUUGAUACAUCAGAAAACAGACCCUUUAGUCCUUCUAUUUUGAAUACUGUAUCAGGAGCUGUUUCAGUGUCAGAGAACCAAGAAAAUAUGGAUAUAGCAAGUGCCUCAAUGAAAAUAAAGACCAAAGAAAUAAAUAUUUCAAAAACUGAUAGGGAAAAAAUCAUAAAUGGAACCAAAAAAACAGUUCGAAGACCAAAUAAAACAGAACACACAGGAAGUAAACGACCUAAGCUGUUAAGAUCAGAACAAGAUAAAAAUGUUCAAGAAUCUGGUGGUUCUGUAAUGCCUGUAGAAAAUAAGUUGGCUGAUUCACUGGAUCAUACAGAGGAUACCCAGGACACUCUUCCUCAAGCUAAUGUAUUGGAAUGUGAAGAACUAAAGUUUCAACAUCCAGUAGAAAGUCUUGAAGUGGUAGAAAACAUUACAGAAGGAAAUGAUUUAGGAAAUAAUUUGGAAUCCAAAGAAAAUACACCUCCAGAAGUAAUACCCACAACAGACCAAAUAUCUAAUAAUGAUGAUGGUCAUAUACAGGUAUCAUCUAAUCAGAAAACACUUAGAAGGUCUUCAAGACGACGCUUAGAUAUAGAAUGUACUCCAGAUAAACAAGAUAAAGAAAACAGUCAAGAAAAAAAGGAAAGGCGAAAGGAAGAGGAGAAGUCUGUUCAGAAGAAGCUAUCACAAAUAAAGGAUGAUGUAUCACAAAAGCAGAAACCAAUUUCUGAAAAAAAUGUAGAUGAACAAGAACAUUUAAGUAAGAAAGCAAACAAUUUAAUUGAGAAGACUUCAGAACAAACUAACAUUGAAAUUAACAAAUUAAAACCUGAAUUUGAGAAUGUGAAGUCAAAUGUUGAUGAUUUGCAGGACUGUAGUUCAGAUAAUUCCUCACAAAAACCUGUAAGAGGACGAACAAGGUAUCAGACAAGGAGAGCAUCCCAAGGUUUGCUUUCUAGUAUUGAAAAUUCUGAAUCUGAUAGUUCAGAGACUAAAGAAGAACUUUCUAAUAAGAAAAAAUCUGGAAAAUGGAAAAAUAAGAGUAGUAGUCUUGAAAAUGAAAACACUAAGGGAAAAAUAGAAAGUAAGGACUAUCUAGGAUCUGAAACUAAAAAUGAAGGUGAAACAAGUUCUGAAUUGGGCAUGGAGAUAAGAUUGUCAUCUCAGACUUUUGAUAUGAACAACACACAGGACUCUUCAGUUAUUAAUGUUUCUAUAGUAUCUACAGACCCAUCAGAAGUUUCUAGUGAUAUAGAGAACACAAAUGAGGAGAAAAAUAAAAUUAGCACAUUUGUAGAGGAUUCCGGUUCAAACUCUUGUGUUCCAGAGUUAAUUUUAAGGACUAGAAAUAUAAAUAAAAAACUUCAUAAGCAAGAUUCUGUGGACACUAGUGUUAUUUCUCCAGGGGCAGAUGUAUCAGAUAUAUCAGAUACCUCCUUGCUUUCUGGAAACCCCCUACAGGCAAUUGAAUGUCUUCACAAAAGAAGUCGGAGGGUGAGAAGAUCAAAGAGCUGUGAUUGUUGUGGAGAAAAGUCAAAACUUCAAGAAAAAUUCUUUACCUUAUUAAAAAACACAGAUAAUUAUGAUACAAAAAUGGAUGAACCACAAAAACUAGGUAUACAGGCCACUGAAUGUCCUUUGGAAACUUCUUAUGUGGGCACAAACUUAGAAGUAAAACCUUUAAAGGAAUCUUGUACUGCUGUUGUACCAUUACUUCACAGGAAAGAAACUGAGGCUUUGAAUGAUUCAGUGACUGGAUCAGAAAAUGAAUUGAAAGAAAUUUCUAAUUUUGAAGAUCAUCCUCCCCCAGAAAGAGUAAACUUUGAAAACAAAACUUGUGUCAUUAUUAAUAAUGAAACAGACCUUGUAGUGAAAGAACCUUCUGAUCAGGCUAAUAAAAUGAUCAAUUCCGGUCUACCAAUUGAUAGUUAUCAAGAUUCUUUUGAACAGAAAGCUGUUCUAGAGAUUAGGAGAGAACAACCAGUAACUUUAUUAGAAGAGGAAAUAAGUCAGCACGUAGAAAGAAAGAAUGCUGAUAAUGAAAACAGUACACUUGAAGUACAGGCAAAAUCUGAUCCUGAAGCAGAAAUAAAGCAUGAAACUGUUAUUACAACUGAGAUGGACAAGUUUAAGUCAAGUGCUGAUGUGGAUGUUCCUGAGACGAGGAUGAAAGUUAACACAUCUGAGGAAAGUGCCAUGGCUGAGCCUGAGGCUGGAGCAGAUAAUGCCCAGGCCAAAGCACUUGAGGCAAGUGCUGAAACUGAUGUGUUAGAGUCACCUGAGAAAAUGAAUACUGUAGAAGCAAAAGCAGAAUCUGGCACACCAGAAAUGGUAAAAGCAGACUUUGAUGACACUGAACAAACUAAAUUAGAUCAAGAUCAUGUUGAGGUAGAAGAAAUCAAUGAUGAAAUUUUAGAGAAAAUUGAGGAUAUCUCAGAGAAAGUGGAGGAACCAGAGAAAGUGGAAGAACCAUCAAAAACACUUGCAAAUGUUUCUGAGCUGAUAACAGAAGAAAGUAAUGUUUCUCCUCAGAAGUUAAGGGUAGUAGACACUCAAUUUGAAAAUGAUAGCCCAAGUGGAGUGCAGACACGCUGUAUGUGGUCUCCUUUGGCUUCUCCUUCUACCAGCAUUUUGAAGAGAGGAGUAAAAAGACAACAGGAAGAGGAGGCCCCAUCACCUCUUAAUAAGGUUCGACGAGUUUCAUUUGCAGAUCCAAUUUACCAAGAAGGAUUGGCAGAUGAUAUUGAUAGGAGAAGCCCAGUUGUUAGAUCACAUUCUUCAAAUAAUUCUUCAACAGCUAAAAGUCUGAAAAGUUCCCCUACAUCACAGUCCAAGCAUAAUGCCACUCCAACCAAAGGAUUUCUGUCCCCAGGAUCACGUAGCCCUAAAUUUAAGAGCUCAAAGAAGUGCUUAAUUGCUGAAAUGACCAAAGAAUCUCCUCAAUGUUCUAAUGAAAGUAUAUACCCAGCCUUGGUGAGCUGUGGAGCACCUGUUGACAUUAUUUUACCUCAGAUUACUUCAAACAUGUGGGCAAGAGGCUUGGGACAGCUCAUUAGAGCAAAGAAUAUUAAGACAAUUGGUGAUCUGAGCACUCUUACGGCAACUGAAAUAAAAACUCUCCCUAUCCGUUCUCCAAAAGUUUCCAAUGUUAAGAAGGCUCUCAGAGUAUAUCAUGAGCAGCAGAUGAAGUCUCGAGGACUAGAAGAAAUUACCCUUAUUGAGGUUUCAGAGAAAUCAUUAAAUGGAAUGGAAAAUAAGCCCAUUUCUCCUGAUGAAGAAACGUUUGCUUCAGAUUUAAUUGAGCCAGUUACCUCCGAUGGUCAGCAGGUCAGAAAUCUUGUGGCCCAGAUCAGUGCUCUUGCUCUUCAGCUAAAUUCAGAAGAUCUGCACAAUUAUUCAGGAAGCCAACUUUUUGAAAUGCAAGAGAAACUGGGUAGCAUGACUAACUGCAUAAUGAAAAAUCUACAGUCUCGAUGGAGGUCACCACCCCAUGAAAGCUCUACUUAGGGUUUCCUUAGGAUAACAUGGAAGUUCUUUAAUAUCACAGUUUUUGUUAACUGACGAUGGCCACUCUGAAACAUUCCAUAAACAGUUUUAGAAUUUAGAAACUGAAUAUUUGCAGAAUAGAUCUUUUUAACUCUGAGAAAUAUGGUGUACAUUGAAUUUUUAACAUUUUGUGGGAUUGCUUUUUUCCAUGUGAAGUAUUUGUUCAUUUGCUGCUAUGCAUCAUCUUUCAGGUAUUUCAAGUGAGAUUUUUACUAAAACAUGAGGAAAGAAUCAGAUGUUGCUAAACUAAACCAUUUUCAUUCCUUCAAAACUUUAUGUAAAAUAACAUUUUAAGUAAGUGAAAUUGAAAAUGUUUUAUUUGAAAGCCAAAUUACUUGGAGAGCUAUUACUGGUGUUUGAUACUCCAUUUCCUGCUUGGAUUUGUUGUGCCUGAGAGCUAAGGAAAUCUUUUUUUGAUGAGGCAUCUCACAUGAGAUGGAGCAGAAUCGAGGGUAUUUUUUGGUUGUUGGUUUUAUUUUUCCUCUCCACAGUGAAGUUAACAUGCUUUUGCAUGAUUUUAUGGACAAGUCCCGUGAAAGGUGAAAUGCUAAAAAAAAAAAUAAUAAUAAUAACCAUUAUUUUGGCAUCAUCAUGUUAAACAGAUUUCCUGAGCUCUUUUCAUUUCCUUGGCAAAUGAAAGUGUAGCAGUAUUUUCCCAUGGGAAGUUGUUUCUAUGGGACAUAUACAAUACAGUUAAGUGCAUAACCAUUUGUAUAUUAUGUAUAGAUUAUAGAUGUUGGUUUUUAUUUAUAAAUUUCAGCUGAUUAAUUGCAUGGAUCACCCUUCUCUUAAAGACCUUUUGGGUAAGAGUUCUUGGUUUUACAUUAUAGAAAUCCACUUUGUAUAUAUUAUGUACUGUAUUACCAGUAUGGAGGGUCUUCAUGAGAUCACUUUAUUUGUACAUAAAGAACUCUACAAAGUCCUACAACAGUGAGCGCUGUAAUUGGUCAAUGAAAUCUUAGCUGAAAAGAUGAGUACAUGUAAUCCAAAAGAUACCAGAUCACAAAAUUACUGAAAUGCCAAAUGAUUUUGGUUUUCAAUUCCCUUUAUGUUUUGUAUAUAUGUAUAAGGAUUCAAUCAAAGGAAGACCACUUGAAAGUUUGCCAGUUUUAUUGACGCUUUCUGAAAGUACAUUCUGUUUAGAAAGUUUUAGCUCAAUUUAACUAGUGAAAAACCUAGAGAUUUGAUUCUUUUUGGCGGGGCCCACGCUUGACUAUGUUUUCCUUUUAUGGCUACCUGAUUUGAGAAAAUUUAAACAAAAUUAAAUUGUGCAAAAUAAUAUCAUCAUUGACAUCCCAUUCCAUACUUUACAUUUUAGUUUCACUUUCAUAACUUUUAAACAACAGAUGCAUUCAGCUAUUCUUUUAUUCCCUCAGCACUAAUUUAUUUUCAGUACAAAAAGUACAUUUUCUUAAAUAGGCAGUGAUCAAUUUGCUCAUUGGGUAGAACACAGUACUAAUGGUACCAAAGUCAUCAGAAUUCUUCUUCGGACCUUAUUAGGUUCCGUUGGCCACAGGGUGGGUAAUACCAUCUUUCUUAAAAGUAUGUGCUGAUGGCCUUGGGGGAAACAGAGUUAGAAUGUGGGCAGAUGUCAGUAUCCCAACCAUUUAGAGAAAGAAAGCAAACCCUUUAUCCUAAGAAAAAUGGGUUUGUUGGUGUUAUCUUUUUGUCUUUUGCUGGAAAUACUUAAGUAAUUCUAAGUAUUGCAGUUUGAAGAAAGUCAGAUUAGGGUUAGAUGGGUAUUUUAAAUAGAUAGUUUAUGACUUAUGGUUAACAUCUGUCAUCCCCAAAUGAUUUACGUGUUUUUUGCCUAAGAAUUUUUUUCCUUGAAAAAAUUAUUCUUAAGAAUAGUAAAAAGAAAAAAAAAGUUUAGUAUUUUUUACUGGAUCAAGAACAAGAUGUAGGAAUGGCAGGAGGGGAAAGGUUGGAUUUUUCAGAUGGUCAAAUUUUGUGUAUUUUUAUUAACAUUCAUUUUAACACCAUCAGAUUCACAGAAAACUAAACCAAGCAUCAUUAGAAUAUUUGAACUUAUACUCAUCCAUAUAAAUUUGCAGAUAAUUUCUCUUUUGCAUUUUAGAUUCUAAAAUACAUAGUGGAGGUUUUCGUGUUUUAAGUUUUGCACAACAGUUCUGAGAAUUUCGUUCACCACUCCCUUGGUUAGAUAUAAGUUUUUUUUUUGUAACCUUUACCUACAUGCCUUCUGCUCUACUUCUAGAUACAAGAAAACUUCAUUUGGAUUUUGGUGAAAGGCCAUUCAAAAUCAGCAAAAAGACUGAAAUAUGAAUCCUUUGUAGAAAAAUUAGUUUAGUAACUUCAAGUAGCCCUGGAUUGAACUAAGCUAGUAAGGUUAACCUAAGAUUAGCAAGUAAAUGACCUUGGGAAAGAGGAAAGAAAAUUUUUAAUUGAGCACCUGUGUCUUCUCUCAAAAACAGGCCUUGUAUGGGUUAGGUAAACCGCCCCACCACCUCCCCCUUGACAUCUUUUUUCAUUCUAAAUCUGCUUUACUCUUUGUUUUGCUAGAGUAGUCUGAAGUUUACCUGUACUUUAUCUGCACUAUUAUAAAAAAAAAUUCUUAAUGAAGUUUUACUGUAGUUUUUCAAUUCUCUAACUUAGUCUGUGGGGUUCAGACAAAUUCUUUAUUACAGCUUUAUUAGCAUUUGUCAAUAAUGUUUGGGUUCCUGGGAUUUAAUAACUUGAUCCUAACCACGAAUAGUAGAACAAAAAUUGGUUUCAUUGAUAGGAAAGAACCAUUGGACAACAGUGUUGGGAGAAAAAAAAGUAUUUAAAUCUGAAUAAAAGCAUCUUAAGUUUGAGUCUUUGGCAAUGGAUUAUUUUCCAUAUAGAGAUUAAUAAAUUGCUAAGUGUUCUGUUAGGCAUUAAAUAUUUAAAUAUAAAUAAUUAGUGAGUCUCUUACCUAUUUAUGUGGAAUGUCAGGGGAAGAGUUGGGUGGCUGGUGAUCAAGAGUCUAGCUUGAGUACCAAGUGAUUUAGGAUUAAAAAAGAUAAAUACAAAUGGAAAUUGAAGUAAGAAAUUAGGGAGAGAUAUAAUACAAAUUAAUUGGAGAUACUAAUGAGUUCUGUUGUUCUCCCCACCCUUUCUAAUUUGGUCAGCUUUGUAAAAUCAUUUUGGAGGAGCUCACUUAGCUUUCUCUUGGACUUGAGAGUUGAUUUGGGUUAUGGUAUUUGGACAUAAACUCAUCAUUUUACAAAUACUGAUAGUUGAUAGUUACGAUUGGUUUUGGCUUAUUAAUAUUUCCAUAAGCUUUUGUGUGGGAACAGAGGGAUGUGGUCUCCAACCUGCUGGAGCUAUUUUGCACUUUAUAGAGUAGAUAAAUACUGAUUCAUCCUUUUCAUACUGAGCAUCAGACUCAUUUGAUUAUUAUAAUUUUAGAAUGAGCCUGAAAACAAAAUCUGGAGAGAGUUGAAAUGUCAAGAGUAGAACUUCUAAGUAAUAAAAUUUAGAAGAUUUUGCUUUUGAUCUACAAAAAUCUUGUAAGCUGUGAAGUAUUCCAUUUUUUAAUAUUAAACCACCCCUUAGGACUUAGUUUCAGUCGGAGUUAAUCUCUCAACUAAUUGCAAGAUUUCCUUGAGAGUUUUCAAAUUUAAGGGAAAAAAAUCCUUAGGAAAUGUGAAUGGUUAGUGCUAUCUGAAGGAUAAGAUUUUCCACAGAGCUGGCUUCAUUAAAGCCUGAGUUCAGGUUGUGCCUCUCUUGCUUAACUGUGUGACCCCAGGGCAAGCAAUUUAAUUUCUGCAUUAUUCUCCUAAACUAGGCUUUAAAAGAUUUGCCUGACAGCUUUAAGAGGAGUUUCCUCAUUAAAAUUCCUUAUACUUAAGAAAUCACAGGUAGGUCUAGUAUUAAAAAAAAUAAAGCCUAGCCAUAAGAAGGCAAAUGUUGAUUUCCAAAUAGGCCAGAUAAUCCUGGGUAAAGUAGAUUUGCUACAGUAGCCUUUAAUUUCUCAGUAAGUGCUGUCCUGAAUAAAGGAUGUUUUAUAUUAUUUUCAAUUAUAAAUGCUAAAGAGACAGUUUUGUAUUUAGAUGAGGUUUUGGAGACAUUUGGUAUUCUAAUACUUUCCCCUCUUUGAGGAAAACAAGGUAGAAAAUAACCUUACCUGUGCCAUUCAUGUGGUAACACCUAUGCUUUGAAAAGUUAACCUGAUAAUUUUUUAAGCCGUAUCUAAAUCAAGUAUUUCUUAAUUGCCUUCAUUUGAACAGUAUUCUCUAAUAUCCCGUCUAGAUUUAAUAUUCUUGAUUAUAUGCUAUUUGCAAACUGCUGUGCUAAACACAUUUUUUUCCCUGAAAAGAUUUAUUAGAGUUAAUAUGGUUUGUGGGACUUUUUGUAGUCAAUAACAAAGCAAAAAUUUGUAGUUCAGUAAGGCAUCAUGGGUAAGUCUCAAAUCAGAAGUACAAGUUAUGACUUUAAAAUAGAAUGUAAAUUUGUAAGCUUUUUUUCUUUGUGAUACAUGUCACCACUCUUCCCUACCAACAGCCUCCCAACCAUGCAAAGAAGUACAAACAUUCAAAAGUGUCCACCCUGUCAGUUUCCUGGGAAUGCCAUCAGAUAUGUACAAAAUGCUAGUAGAAUGACUCUUGAAUGAUGGUGAGAUUUCUCUGUAUUUGCUGUUGGCUUCACUAUUAAUCUUAGGUUGCCAGAAGAGAAAUAGUCUAUGUCCCCUAAUUGCACAGGAGGCCUUUUGUUAUGCUCAAAUAAUGAUGAUGUAAUUGUGGGCCACAUUGUUUAUUGAUGUAACAAUAGCUGAUUUAAAGUGGGGAAUGGACUUGUCUUAGACAUUUAGAUGAGAUGCAGGGAAGAGAUAAUGGCUGAGUAAUUCUACCAAGCAGUCUGGAGUCAUUGCACCCCCUAAAUACCUUAUUAGAAAGCCUUCUAAUACUUGAGUUGAUAGCCUAGCUUCAGAGGUGUUAUGAAAUACUGUUUCUUAGUGCAGAAAUUGCUAUGCAUAAUUUAUCACAAAAAAAAAAGUCCACGUUCAGACUUGGUGUUUUAGAAUGUUUUGUAUCAAAAAUGGUUGAAAUUAUUUUGGCACCUGAGGAAUCAACUUCAGUUGUCAGUGGAUUUUGUUACAUGUUUCAUUCCUGAAGUAUCCAAGAUAAUAAGGUAUUAAUGGAAUAAACGAAAGGAACUUUGGAAUCCUGCAAAGGAUACAUACAAGUGGUACACUUAAAACAAGUGUAUAUUAGGUUCAUAAAAGCUAUUGACUUUGGGUGAUCUUGUGAUGAAUUUUCAGGCUUAGGUAGACAGGAAUAACAACUUAUAUUUAUGUCAGUUUGUGACUUGCAAAGCUUUUUCCCCCUAAACUUGUCAGCUAGAUAGCAUAAACCUUAUCCCUAUGUAAUUUAAGUGAGAUGAAUUUGAUUUGUAAGUUUGCCUAAAGAAAGUUACUGUGGGUGGAGAACUGGCUUUGGGGGGUCAGAAUAGUAAUGGCUUCGAUGAUUGUGUUUGGAUUAUUUACAUCUUGUUAGUGGCCUUAGUAGCACAGUGGUGCUAUUGACAUUUCCUAUUUUGGUUCUUCUGCUAUUGCAUCUCACUAUCCUUCCUAAUUAUCCAUGCCUGCUUUUCUAGUGACAUACUUGAGCAGUCCAUAUUGUUCUACAGAUUUUUUUUAGUUCCUAAUUAUACCACCUUGAAAGUGGUAUUUAAUUUCUCGUUGUUCUGUUUCUCUCCUGUAUGAACAUGAAAUCAUACCUGUGAAUUAAAUAGGUUGGGGCUUGGGGAUUUUAGGAGAAUAUUGAUUCCACAGUAAUUCCAUCUGUUUUUAACAUUCUACCUCUGUUGGUGGAUACACUUCUCCACCAUUAUGCACUUAGCAGAACACUGACUGGCAAAGCCUAGUCACAAAGAUUUAAAACAGUUCAGGGCCCUCCCGGAUAUGGUAGUUUUGUGCCUAUCACUUGAACUUGUUUUUCUAAGAUAGUUUAAUUUUACAUUAAUGAGAAAUUUAUAUAUUUGAUAAAUGCAACAGAGAAGUCUUAAGUAUCCUGAAGUACAAAGUAAGUUGUGGAAAUGUAUUGUCAACUGCACAGAGAGAGGAAACUGUUGCAGGCAAUCUGCAAAUAAACCUUUGAGGACUUUGGAAUGCAUUAUUGCUUUUGCAGUAGCAAGUUUAUUUUCCUCCUUAUAUUUUCUUAGACUAACAUUGAAUUCUCUGAGUUCAUGAUGCAACAGUGGCUUAGCUAAGUGAGGAGGAGGAAACCCACAGAAGAAACCAUCUUGGAACAACUUAUUUCAAGGAAUAUUAAGAAUUGACUAUAGCAGUUUCUGACUUAAAUGUGAUGUUAAAUGAGAAAGUACUGCUAAAAUAUUUUUUAUUAAUUGCACUUUUUCUCUGAAAUAAAAGUAUAAUGUAAGUAAUCUGAA
This is a messenger RNA of Phascolarctos cinereus (koala), 13850 nucleotides long. RefSeq names its product replication timing regulatory factor 1 (gene RIF1). Gene Ontology annotation, biological process: telomere maintenance. Gene Ontology annotation, cellular component: chromosome, telomeric repeat region; nucleus. The record is from RefSeq and is a predicted model, not a curated record. NCBI's taxonomy places the organism in Eukaryota, Metazoa, Chordata, Mammalia, Diprotodontia, Phascolarctidae.